Styela clava is the source of this 3991-nucleotide messenger RNA. The record is from RefSeq and is a predicted model, not a curated record. Lineage: Eukaryota; Metazoa; Chordata; Ascidiacea; Stolidobranchia; Styelidae.
AUAAUCGAAUAGUCAGGUCUACACCAAACGGACAAAAUACGAGAAGACGUGAAAGUGUGAAAAAAAUAGAAUCAAAAACAAACUCUUUAUCUGAAUUAACCUGUGGUGUUUGUCUAUCUUCAAACAACCCGACGAUACCACAACCACCUCGAGUUUCUGCUCCAAAUGACCGAAGACAAGACGUAUCUCACACAGUAACAAAAGUUGUGAACGACGAACCGAAAUCCGGAAGUUCUAAAAUGGCCGAAACAAAGAAUAUUCCCAAUGGUCAUUCUAUAACAAACGGAGGAAAUGCGAAAUGGAACGACCUAAAUGGCAAUGCAAUAGCAAAAGAUGACGUUGUUGAUGCCACCAUAGUAGCUCGCAGACCGACCGAAAAAACACCGUUGGUGAAUGGAAUCGAAAAACCCAAGUCGGCAGAAUCCCAUACUCCCACUUCUGUCAAACCGAUUCAUAAGAGCUCAUCGACCGAGUCGAAUCACCAGCCUUCGUACCAUACAUUGAGAAACUGGGAAACAGGAACCAGAACAAAUGAUACCUUAUACACCAAGUGUAUGAAAGCGCAAUCGGUUGCCACUGGUUGCACCAGAAACAAAUGCUUAGGAAGCGUCAUGAAUCCUGAUCACAUGUCAAUUGAUCCACGUAAAAACGUCAGGUCGAAAGAAGAAAAAUUAGAAAUGGCUGUCGAUUUUAUAAAACAGUAUUACGGAUCCAUGAAAAGAAAAAAUCCAGAAAUGGAAAAGAAACGUUUGGCAGAAGUUGUCGAAUCAAUUGAAAAAACUGGAAGUUAUCAACUUACCGAAUACGAAUUGAUAUUCGGAGCAAAGACUGCCUGGAGAAACGCACCCAGGUGCAUUGGAAGAAUACAAUGGAACAAAUUACAAGUUUUUGAUUACCGUCAUGUUGAUAACACCGCACAAAUGUUCGAUGCAAUUUGCAACCAUCUUAAAUAUGCUACAAACAAAGGAAACAUCAGGUCUUGCAUCACCUUUUUUCCUCAAAGAACGGAUUACAAGAAAGAUUUCCGAGUCUGGAGUUCUCAGUAUAUAAGAUAUGCAGGAUACGGACAACCUGACGGAAGCAUAAUUGGUGAUCCUGCAAAUGUGGAAUUUACGGAGGUUUGUAUCAAGCUUGGUUGGAAGCCAAAAUUUGGUAGAUUUGAUAUCUUACCUUUGGUACUGCAAGCUAAUGGAGAAGAUCCUGAUAUAUACGAAAUUCCACCGGACUUGGCUCUUGAAGUAAAAUUGCGUCAUCCCAGGUUCAAAUGGUUUGAAGAACUUGGAUACAAAUGGUGUGCAGUUCCUGCUGUCUCAAAUGUUUUGCUGGACAUUGGUGGUCUUGAAUUUCCUGCCGCACCAUUUAACGGUUGGUUUAUGGGAACAGAAAUAGCGAGAGAUCUUUGUGAUGUUGCUCGGUACAACGUACUGCAGGAUGUAGCAGAAAAGAUGAAUUUAGAUACAAGGAACACGUCAUCAUUGUGGAAGGAUAUUGCAUUGGUGGAAUUCAACGUUGCCGUUUUACAUAGUUACCAGAGUGACAGAGUUACGAUAAUGGAUCAUCAUUCUGCGACACAGUCGUUCAUGAAGCAUUACGCCAAUGAAUUGAAGCUACGUGGCGGUUGCCCUGGUGAUUGGGUCUGGUUAACCCCGCCUAUUUCUGGAAGCAUUACUCCCAUAUUCCACCAGGAAGUUUUGAACUAUAUUCUUCAUCCGUCUUGUAAAUAUCAGCCUGAUCCAUGGAAAUAUCAUGUGUGGAAGGGAAAAGUCAACAAAGUAAAGAAAGCCAUCAGAUUCAAAGAGCUUGCAAAGUCCGUGCUAAUUAUGUCAUCCAUGAUGGGAAAGGCAAUGGCGAAUCGUGUGAAAGCAACAAUUUUGUAUGCUUCUGAAACAGGAAAAUCAUUGGAAUAUGCGAAGACUUUGUGUGACAUUUUCAACCAUGCUUUUGCUGCAAAGGUUGUCUGCAUGGACGAUUAUGAUAUUGUACACUUGGAACAUGAAACUCUUCUGUUGGUUGUCACAAGUACUUUUGGAAACGGGGAUCCCCCUGAAAAUGGAGUAAAUCUAGGUCAGACACUAGUGGAGCUAUCAAAACCAGAAGAAAGCCAGAAACCACGAAUGCAACGACUUCUCAAACGCUCUUCCACCGCUCCAGACAAUUUGGGAACUGACAAAACGAGAUUCACCAGUAUUCACAAUGUAACACCUUCUGUAAGACGUCGAUCAUCAGUUGCAAUGGAACCGAUUGAUCUCCCCGAUAUUGGUGAAGCUACCGGUCUUCUUGCUAAUUUACGAUUUGCAGUAUUUGGUCUUGGAUCGAGAGCUUACCCACAUUUUUGUGCAUUUGCUCACGCUAUCGACACUUUACUCGGAGAACUGAGUGGAGAUAGAUUGCUUGAAAUUGGAGAAGGCGACGAAUUAUGCGGACAAGAAGAGAGUUUCAGAAAUUGGGCUAAGAAAAGUUUUUCAAGUGCUUGUGAAACAUUCUGCGUUGGUGAAGAUGUCUCUGUGGAAGCUGCAAGUGCGUCAUUAGCUGGUCAAGACAGGAGUUGGAGUCCAAAUAAAUUCCGGAUAGCUGUUGAUCCGGAAGAUGUUGAGGAACCAGCGUUGUUGGAAGGGCUCUCCAACUUUCAUAAGAAAAAGGUUUCCGGCUGUAAAUUGAAGAAGCGAACAAACUUGCAAUCUGGAGAACAGGAUCGCGGCACCAUCCUUGUUGAAUUCGAUUCUUCAAGUUCUUCUGAAAUCAAAUAUCUACCAGGCGAUCACAUCGGAAUAUACCCCUGUAACCAAACUGAAAUUGUUGACCGGAUUCUAGAGAGACUUCACGAUAAAGUGGAUGAAAAAGCAUUGAUUCAACUACAGAUAUUUGAACAACGAACGACGCCUCUUGGUGUUAUUAGCAACUGGCUGCCAGACAAACGUCUUCCUGCCUGUACAUUAAGAACUGCAUUUGAGCGUUAUUUCGACAUUACAACUUGUCCUACUCCACAACUAUUGAAAAUAUUUGCCGAUUGCGCUGCAGAUGACAAAGAGAAAGCGAGACUGCUAGAGCUUUCAGAGGGAAAGUCCGAAUACGAAGAAUGGAAGUUUCAUUUUCUUCCAAACUUGGCAGAAGUUUUAGCGGAAUUUCCUUCGGUGCGAGUAGAAGCAUCUCUUCUCUUGAGUCAACUCAGUCCUUUGCAAUGUAGAUAUUAUUCAAUAAGUAGUUCUACUGAUGUAUAUCCAAACGAAGUUCAUUGCACAGUUGCUAUUGUUAGCUACAAUACCCAAGGGGGAUCGGGAACAAAACGUCACGGUGUAUGUUCGUCUUAUUUGAAUAGAAUGGAACUUGGAUCGGAUAUUUGCUGCUUUAUAAGGCCAGCCACAAGCUUCCAUCUUCCGAAAAAUUCUUCUGCCCCAUGUUUAUUGAUUGGUCCGGGAACAGGAAUCGCUCCAUUCAGAAGUUUCUGGCAACAAAGGAUGUACGACAUUAAACAAGGAAAACAAGUAGGAGAAGUUGCUUUACUUUUCGGUUGUCGUCACCCAGAUCGAGAUCAUUUAUAUAAGGAUGAAAUACAGGAGGCUAAGAAUUGUGGAGCUAUCACUGAAUACCAUACGGCUUUUUCGAGACUUCCGGGACAACCUAAACAAUAUGUUCAGCAUGUUUUGAAAGAACAAUUAGCUGAUCUAGCAUACGACUGGCUUUUAAAGAACAGCGGACACGUCUACAUAUGUGGUGACGUCACAAUGGCUGAUGACGUCAACAAUGCACUAAUGGAAGUUUUGGAAAAGAAAGCAAACAUUAGCAAAAAGGAAGCUAGAGAACAUGUGACUAAAAUGAAGGAGGAAGGUUUAUAUCAUGAGGAUAUUUUUGGCGUCACCUUGAGGACGUACGAAGUAAACAAGAGCGUGCGUCAGCGCCACGUCACUUCGAAAAAGAAAUAAAAGCAUGGGAUUGUAUCUUCACGAGGAUGUUUUCGGAUACACUCGUUACACUCCCAAAUCCAGAGUGAUUU